Molecule: messenger RNA, 4263 nt
Organism: Pocillopora damicornis (cauliflower coral)
Lineage: Eukaryota; Metazoa; Cnidaria; Anthozoa; Scleractinia; Pocilloporidae
Biological process (GO): axon guidance; dendrite self-avoidance; homophilic cell-cell adhesion
Cellular component (GO): axon; plasma membrane
Molecular function (GO): cell-cell adhesion mediator activity
Source: RefSeq, a predicted model, not a curated record
GGGUGCGUUGAAACAGGUGCUGAAAGAGUAGCUUACUCAUUCAUACUUUGCCGCCUCAGUCUUCGUGAACGAAAUGGCCACGAAAUCUGGUGACAAGAUAAGUAAAAUGUCCUUAGCAAUUUCUGGGAUUACGUUGGCCCUCGUGUUAUUUUUGUUUGUGAGAUUCGAAUUCGAGUACAACAAUUCGAAAGCGCUCGAUAAAAGUAUUCAGCAGAUUGAAGUUGACCUUAAAGCAAACAUAGAAAGAAUUGUGGAGGAGAAGUUACAGAUUCAUGAGACUGCUCCUACAACCAGUAGUAAGAAAAGGCCUGAUGUUACCCUUGGUUCUGAAAGCAAAGAAAAAAGUGUGGUUUCAGUAAAGUAUGAUCAUCAAAGAGAGAGAAGAGCUCCUAUUGCUGGGUCACUAACUAAGCAGGACGUCCUCACAGAAAUCAAUAAAAAUUUCAAAAAGUUCUGCGGUGUUAACAGAGCUAGUUGUCAGACUGGACCACCAGGUCCCCCUGGAAUACCCGGCACACCAGGUCCAUUGGGUCCUAUCGGGCCUUCGGGUAAGAGUGGUGAUCAAGGAGCCGGAGGUCCUAAGGGAGUAAAAGGCGACAAAGGCAAUACAGGGUCCCCUGGACAACGUGGAGUUAAGGGAGACGUUGGUUCCAUGGGUUCUCCUGGCAUCAAAGGAUCCGUCGGCUCGAAUGGGAACAAAGGCCAUAGGGGAUUAAGAGGCAUGAAUGGGCCAAAAGGGGAAUGCGUCACUCAACCGAACAUUACCGUUUAUCCACUUUCCCAAGCAGUCUUCCUCAACGAGAAAGUGAUAUUGUACUGCUGGGUUGAAGGUCGGACGCAAUUGAAGAUAACGUGGCAGAAGCUUGGUGGUUCUUUGCCUAAUGGUGUUCAAACAGACAAACACAUGCUUUUAAUAAAAAAUGUACAAAAGUCACAUGUUGGGGAUUACAUGUGUACAGCUCUCUCUGGAGCGCUUAAAGCAAUUAGCAGUUUGGAAAUAAAAGAACCACCUAAAUUUACCAAAAGGCCGCCAAAGCUGGUUAUUCGCAAUCGAGGAACAAAUGUAAGCUUGUGCUGCAAGGUCAGAGGAAACCCUCGUCCAAAAGUUGAAUGGUACCGGCCUGAUAACCCGUCUGUCAUGAUCCCCCACUCCCUGGAAUUUGGAUGCCUUCAAAUUAAUAUGGAUAGAGAGAGCGCUCAAGGAACGGACUACAUUUGUCGGGCUACAAACAGCUUUGGAAUGGUGCAAGGAAUAGCCUCAGUGGUCGCAAGAUCGCUUGUUGCGGGACAAUCCUACAUAAUUGGAAGCAAUGAAACUCACAUCGCAGCCCUAAACCAAUGGUUGCACCCUGUUGUAAAGAGUAGAACCUCUUCCUGGGCUUCGUGUUGGAUAGCGACAAAACAUGGUUGGAAGGGCUCUACAUUUCACAAUUUGUGUGACAACAAAGGGCCGACUUUGGUAAUUGUCCGUGUUGGAGAUUACAUCUUUGGUGGAUACGCUGGUGUAUCAUGGAGAAGACAUCCUAAAAUAAAUUAUUGUGGACGAGUGUACAGUCCAACCUCCUUCAUGUUUUCAUUGGUAAAUAAGCCUGGCUGGGGGCCGACGAAACUGCCUCAACUCGGAUAUGACAGUCCUAUUGGAUUUUCCAUGAUGUCUUGUCAUAAUGAUGGACCAAUAUUUGGUACAGGAAGCGAUCUUACAAUUUUAGACGACGCCAACAAGAGUAAAACAUCCUAUGCACACAUCGGAAUGUCCUACAGCGCACCUAAAGGUCAAAGUCCUGAUUCCGACUUCACUAACACAUUCAUGGCAGGAAGUGAAUAUUUCCAACCUGAUGAGGUUGAAGUCUUGUAUGAAAGAUUUAACCUUAACUUGUACUAUUGUGCCGGCUCAGUGCUCUCAAACGAAAUGGCUGCGAACAAAAACAACCACACGAAAUCUGGAGACAGGAUGAAUAGAAUGUCCCUGGCGAUCUCUGUAAUUUCGUUGGCCCUCGUGUCAUUGAUGUUUGUGAGAUUCGAAUUUGUAAACAAACAUUCGAGAGCACUUAAAAACCGUAUUCAGCGGAUUGACGUUAACCUUAAAGAAAACGUAGAGAGAGUUGUAGAAAAAAAGUUACAGUUUCAUGAAACUGCACCAACAACGAGAAUUAAGGAGAGGCCUGAUGUUAACCUUGGUUUUGAAAGCAAAGAAGGAAGUAAGCUUUUAACAAAGCAUGAUCACCAAAGAGAGAGAAGAGCUUCUGCUGCUGGGGCAGUAACUUUGAAUCAAGUCCGCUCACUAAUCGACGAUAAUUUCAACAAGUCCUGCAUUGCCAACGGCAGAAUUUGCCAAGUAGGACCCCCGGGUCCUCCUGGAAAUACCGGCCCUCCAGGCCCAUCGGGUUCUAUCGGGCCUUCAGGAGCGAGUGGUGCGCGAGGACCUGUCGGACUUCAGGGAAUAAAAGGUGACAAAGGCGACACAGGGUCCCCAGGACAACCCGGAAUUAAAGGAGACGUCGGACCCACGGGCCCUCCUGGCGUCGCUGGAUCCACUGGCCCAAAGGGAAGAAGUGGCCGAAGAGGAGGGCAAGGUAAGAGGGGACCUAAAGGAGAAUGCUACUCUUCACCGAAAAUUACCCUCUCUCCACUGUCUCAGGCAGUCUCCGUCAAUUCCAGAGCAGUGUUUAACUGCGCGGUUCAAGGUCCAAUGCCUUCGAGGAUAAAAUGGCAAAAGCUUGGUGGGCCUCUGUCUAGCGCUCCCAUACACAACGGUAAGCUCAAAAUCAAGAAAGUGCAAGAGUCCCAUGCUGGGUUUUACAUGUGUACAGCUCGCUCAAAGCUUGGAGCAUUCAAAGUCAUGAGCAGAUUGGAGGUAAAAGUGCGACCUGAAUUUAUCGAAAAGCCACCAGAGCUGAUCAUUCGUGAUCGAGGAACCAACGUACGCCUGUGCUGCAAGGCCAGAGGGUACCCUCGUCCGGUAGUAGAAUGGAAACUGAAUGAUGAUUUGUCUGCCAUGAUGCCGAAAUCUCAGGAAGAUGGAUGCCUUGAAGUUGAUAUGGAUAGAGAGAGCACUCAAGGAACGGAAUAUGUUUGUCUGGCUGAGAACAGCUUUGGAUCGGCGAACAUAUCAGCCUUGGUGUAUGCAAGAUCGUUUGUUGCUGGACAAUCAUACAUAAUUGGAAACAAUGAAUCGCACAUUGCAGCCCUAAACCAAUGGUUAUAUCCUGUUGUAAAGAGUAGAAGCUCCUCCUGGUUUAUGUGCUGGAUAUUGACAGUAAAUGGUGGGAAUGCUUCUGCAUUCCACAAGCUGUGUGACAACAAAGGGCCGACUUUGGUUAUUGUCCGUGUUGGAGGUUACAUCUUUGGCGGAUACACCGGCGUAUCAUGGAGUAAUGAUCGUUGUGGAUACAAGUACAGUCCUACUGCCUUUUUGUUUUCAUUGGUAAACAAACCUGGCUGGGAACCAAUGAAGAUGCCUCAAAGAGGAGACGGUACCAGUCCUGUAGAGUCCAUCUACGCUUGUGAUCGAUAUGGACCCGUGUUUGGUAAAGGAUUCGAUCUUAAAAUUGGAGACGACGCCGAAUUCAAUAAAAAUUCUCUGGCAAAUAUCGGAUGGACUUUCAAACCACCUAUAGGCUCUAGCUAUUCAACCAGCUUCGCUAACACAUUCAUGGCUGGAGUAGAACGUUUCUCACCUGACGAGGUUGAAGUGUUAUAUGAACAAGUUGACUAAAGGAAACGAAUUGAAGGAACAAUGAUAUUCAAAUGUUAAAGCAAACAACUAUGCUUCUGUUUUGAAAGUGUUAUUUGCCUUGAUGACAAGCCAAACCGAUUUUUUAGAGUUAUACCUUCGUGGCGCUUAAUUGAAUUAAAUAUAAGUAUGCAAAAUAAUUUGUAAAAUUAGAGGUUGUGUUGAUAGCUACAAUUUAUAAUAGUAAUGUUAGUUUUUUUUUAUAUAUUGUUACUGAUACCGACUAUUUUCAUGAGCAGUUACUAAACAGUUGCAAUUGGGUAUUGUAAACACUGUUAGGCACAGCAAGUAAUGUCUUGUAAGUUUCUGUUUUGUUAAAGUGAAUUUUUUUUCUCUGCUAGUUCGAUGAUCGUUUAGGUAUGUGAUCAUUGUAAACAAUACCAGAAAGUAUUGUUAUUAUUGAAUAUUUUAGUGUGUUGUUGGGUACAAAAAAUAUACAUGUUCAAGAUUUCUAUGUUACCGAGGAUCAAGACAAAAUCAUUCAGCCUCCUGUAUCAGUGAAAUAAACGGAUUUUUACGCAAUAACAUUA